Molecule: messenger RNA, 1392 nt
Organism: Phytophthora sojae
Lineage: Eukaryota; Oomycota; Peronosporomycetes; Peronosporales; Peronosporaceae
Exons: 1
Coding region: 1-1392 (463 amino acids)
Source: RefSeq, a predicted model, not a curated record
AUGCCGACCUGCCCAUCCAACUACGACCGCAACGACGCUACCAACACGUGCUGGACAGAGUGUUCCCUUGGAUACCCCGUCGAGUGCGGCAUGGAAUGUAUCCGACAGAACGACGACUGCAAGCUUGAAGUCUUCAACAAGAUCAGUGUCAUCGCUGUGACUGCUUUUGAUGCAGCCUCCAUGGGCGUCUUCGGCAAGCUGGAAGACAUCGGGAGAGGCGUCAGGAGGGCGGUGAGGUGCGCCAACUCGAUGGCGACUGUGAUCAGAGGCCUCGUGCGGUACAUCCGCAACAUCAAGACUUCCGACCGGCAAACAUCCCACGCCCAGCUAUUGGUCAUCCUGCAUCAGUCCAGCAACGUCGUGACGGACAUCCCUAUCGCCAUCACGAACUGCCUUGGGAAGACCAUGCCGCCGAAUCUACCCAGAUCCAAGAAUAUACUUGCGACUUCGCAGUAUAUCCUUUCGCAGGUUCUGAGCAACAACGCGACCAUCAUCUCCAGUUGGGACAAGUUCAAAGCGUUUCUCGUCGGAGCCAACUUUAGUGAUGCUGUGAAUGAGCUGAAGUCCACCGACAUCUCGUCGCUCGUGUCUGGGAUGAAGUCCAAAUCAACUUGUGGCGCGGACUUGAAGUCCCUGUUAGAUCGCACGUGGACGACGGUGCAGCAUUACAGGCAGGAAGACCCCGACAUCACUGAAGCCGGCCUUCGGUUGAAGAUCAGCAACUCCGACCUUGUGCUGUACGACAUUGCCACAGUAACCAACAACUGCAUGGGGCAGAUGAUUGCAGAGUCGACGGAAGCAACCGCCUACAAGACACGCGAAACCCUGCGCAAGACCUUCGGAGUCGUCAUCAAUGACCUAAUUUCUAAGGGUACGAGCAAUAAUGGCACGACACUGAAGGCGCAAUACUACGCGUACCAAGCUAUUCAGAAGGGAAUGACCGUCCUCUCUACGAGCGGAUUCGAUCCGAUGGAUAUCUCAACGUUGCUCGUAGCGUACGUCCAGACCGUCUGUGGCCCCACUCAGUUCAUGGGAGAGAUUGACGACGGCAAUGAAGCUGCAACUCUGGGUCUACACAUGAUCCAGAAGGUUUUCAAAGGCAGCACGAGCUCCUGGUCCAGAGUGGGCGACGGUGCAGUCAUCGUCAAGCUCACAAGUACAGACAGCGAAGACGUAACUGUGAAUAUCAAGUCUGGAGGCGACAAGAUCGAUGAGGUCCGCGUCCCUGCAGGCGGAAGGGUGACGUGGACGUCGAACACCACAGUUCUGGGCGGUAAGACGCUGUACCUUGACCGGUGGCGACGUGGCGACCGGGUUUCUUGGGACUCCCUGGGACGGGAGGUGGGUCCUUGGUGUUUUGGGUUCCUAGAGCCGCCAGAGGUGGUCACUUAG